GCAAGAUCACAAAAUCCUCCAGCUUUUCGAACAACUGAGAUGACGAUUUUGAAACGGGAAUGUACCCAUCUGGAAUAACCUCCCACACCUAUUUUCCCAUGAAUUUGUGAUGUGAUAGAAACGAGGCUACUGAAUAGAGCAGCGGAUGGCCUACCUCUAUCUAUGUAUGUACGAAAUGUGUUUGUUGACAACUUGUCAUGGAAACAUGUCCACUUGGCUAAUCACGUGUUCGCGGUACAAACAACACCCAGCCAUAUCCAUUGAAUACAUGCAUUAGACCACUGCCUCGACUGGUCAUGUAUCCGCGAUUGCUGGGACGGGAGUUCCUGCGGUUUUCACCCGAGGUCCAGCGCAUCCUCCACCAAUGUCAAAGCCCGUGGGAUCUCCUGGCUUCCCAGAUCGUGUUGCUCGAAUCCGCCAUCCUCACCCAUGGCAUGCCUUAUCCCACCAACUUGGAAAUGGCCCAUCAAGUCCAAAAUAUCAUCCGAGAUCGGGGUGCGGUACCCGCCACGGUGGGCAUCAUUUCCGGUAAACUUCACAUUGGAUUGACCGAUCAUGAUCUGGCCUGGCUUGCCCGACCUGACACGGCCAAGGUGAAAGUGUCCCGUCGAGAUUUGCCGGCGGUCUUGGCCCGGGGAGGUCAUGGCGGGACCACCGUGGCCGGUACUCUGUUGGCGGCACGACAAACCCCGUGGGGUUCACUGCCUUUGUUUGUCACGGGCGGAAUCGGCGGGGUUCAUCGAGCAGGCCAGAACUCCAUGGAUGUGAGCGCAGAUUUGGUGGAAAUGGGACGAAGCUCCACCACUGUGAUUUCAGCUGGGAUCAAAUCCAUCUUGGAUAUCGGUCGCACCCUCGAGUACCUGGAAACUCAAGGCGUUUGUGUGGGAACAUUGGGCGAGACCGACGAUUUUCCUGCCUUUUUUACGCGGAAGAGCGGAUUCCGCUCUCCGGUUCAUGUCCGGGACGAGCGAGACAUGGCCCGACUCAUGGCUACUCAUCAUAGUCUGAACUUAGAUUCGGGAAUCCUCAUGAGUGUGCCGAUUCCUGCAGCGGAUGAAGCCACGGAUGUGGAGGAGGCCAUCCAGCAGGCUCUGGCCUUGGCCGACGAAAAAGGAAUCACGGGUCGAGAGGUCACGCCAUUCGUUUUAGGGAAAGUAAAUGAACUCUCGCAAGGAGCGUCGCUCAAAGCCAACUUGGCUUUAAUAAAAAACAACGCUCGGGUGGGUGCCGAUAUCGCCGUAGAAUUAGCCCAGCUCGUGCGUAGUUCAAUCCAGCCAAAGUCGCAUCAUUUACAACUCGACCGCGAUAAGGCCUCGACCGCCGAAACGAUCCAGCUCAGACCGAUGGUUGUGGGCGGAUCUAUCCUUGAUCUGGUGACGCAUAUACGCGAUCCUGUGGUGUCCAUGGACGGAUCUACUCAUCUUGGAACGGUUGAUUUCGGCUAUGGUGGCGUAGGCCGGAAUCUGGCCGAUGCUUUGGCCUUGUUUGAUCUUAAUCCCAUGUUCAUCUCUGCCGUUGGGGCGGAUGAUCUUGGCCGAAAUAUGAUAGAGCACAAUGAGAAGCUGGACAAGAGCCGGGUGGCCAUAUUAAGUGACCAUCGGACAGCCAUGUAUAACAUUGUCUUAGAUUGCGACGGUGCGGUUCGUCUGGGGGUCGGAGACAUGAGUAUUCACACCCAAGUCUCACCAUCUUUAAUCCAAGAACAGUUACCACGGCUCGAACAGUGCUCAAUGCUCGUGUUGGAUGGAAACCUCCCUCAAGAGAGUGUCAAUUACCUUCUUCAACUUGACAAUGCUAGCAAUGUGCCCGUUUUCUACGAACCCACGGAUGUCCGGAAGUCAGACAAGUUUCUUAAAUCCGGCGUUCCAUCUGCUGUGACGUACUUUUCCCCCAAUUUGAAAGAGCUCUUUUCGGCUACGGGAAGUGCAUACUCCUACGACGAUCUCAACGAUUGUAACGCCUCUCUUUAUAAGGCCGUAGAUGCUUGUGUGGAUAUGUUGACCCUACUCCAAGUGAUCAUCGUGACCAUGGGCGACGACGGCGUACUCAUAGUUCGACGUGGCUCAGCUCACGAACCUCUACCUUUAAGGAAUGAUCCCGGGAGUAAGUCUCGUAGUGAGUUCACCAUAUCGGCCACGCAUUAUCCAGUCAGAAAGAUUUGCGAUGCCGUGUCCUGUUCUGGAGCGGGCGAUUGCCUCUCAGCCGCUUUUAUAACCUCGAUCCUCAACCAUCACUCCCAAGGUCAAGCUGUGGCUGCGGGCAUUCAAGCCGCUGCCCUUAGCUUGGGACAGGACAUGUCCGUACCUACAAUGCUCUCGCGUGAUAUUAUCGAUUGGCAGUCUGAGGCCAAAGGCCGUCCUAUUCUGUGAUUUUUGCAACGCAUUUAUUUUUUCAGAGUUUGGCUUACCACAUACGAAAUUUGUAAAUUCAGUUUGAAUUCAAUUUGGUCUCAACCGAUUUGACCAAACCAAAACCAAGAAUUUCAAAAUCUUCAAUCAUUGCCUCUAUACUGUGAACGCGCUUUCCGCCCAAGAUAAAUUUCCCCCCACCUUG
Molecule: messenger RNA, 2553 nt
Organism: Tigriopus californicus
Lineage: Eukaryota; Metazoa; Arthropoda; Copepoda; Harpacticoida; Harpacticidae
Exons: 4
Coding region: 297-2369 (690 amino acids)
Molecular function (GO): pseudouridylate synthase activity
Source: RefSeq, a predicted model, not a curated record